AUGUCUCAACGCAGUGCUUCCAAGGGAAAUUCUUGUGUGAGAUCGAAUCGAAAGAAUGAUAAACACGGCCUAUCGUCCACCCAACUCGCUUCUCACGGCGAGACAUCUGUCCAGAAAUUAUCUGAAAUCGACGACGCGAAUAACAGUGAUGAUGAAUACACCAUUUCCGGGUUUGGUGACAUCUCUCUAUCCGCAGAUUAUGAAGCUCCGGCACCAAGUCCUACGAAAGCGUUUCUGAAGCCCAAGUCCCGACGUCCGCCAAUUCCAAGUAAAUGCCGUGGCGCGAACAGACAAGAGACUGAUCUUGGUCAGAGUUCUCGACUGACAAAUGCAUACUCUCAUCUUCGGGCGGUGUCAAAUGCUCCUCUGUCGGCUGCGGAAAGUGUCGAAGCUUUGCUCAAUCGCUUCAACCGGCCACAAAACUCGAAAGACGUACACGCUGACCCACUUACUCGUGAUCGGAGAAUCGCAACUGAGCCUCAAAGGCAGCAGGUAGCGUCUGAUGAGCUCCAGGCCUUUAGGCAAAGGUGUCUGACACGCGAGGCCGGUCGAUAUCUGAGCGAUUACGAGAAAUUGCAAGGCAAGCCGCUUCGCAGUAGACUGCCGCCCCGCCCACCGUUGCCGCAGUGGGAUGACUGA
This is a messenger RNA of Fibroporia radiculosa, 639 nucleotides long. RefSeq lists its product as uncharacterized. Lineage: Eukaryota; Fungi; Basidiomycota; Agaricomycetes; Polyporales; Fibroporiaceae. The coding region runs from base 1 to 639 and encodes 212 amino acids. The transcript has 3 exons. The record is from RefSeq and is a predicted model, not a curated record.